CUUGACAUUCUUCAUAAAUAACAAUGUGCCGCUACUUCGUAGUACUCCAGUGUUACAUUUAGGCGAUUGCAGUUUGUUAGGUCCUGAAUAAGCACAGGAUUUGGAAGCAUCUAGUCGGGAGAUUAACCUUGUCUUAAUCUCAACUAUCUUAUUUGGUUUCACAUUACGCUAGUGUAGAUACACAAGCACAGACCCUCCUACUCUGGUCACAAUACGUUCUACUUUAGUUCGUGACUGAAUGUUUAUCAACCAAACCACCUGAUCUCUUUUUACGUUAUUAAUAAUGCAGCUUAUUUGAAUCGCCCAAAGUUCGUUUUUCUCCCUUUUUUGGGGAUGUAUUAGCAUGUCUCCGUGUUUUCCGUUUGUAAGACGUAAGCAAAAUAGUAACAAAGAAAUAUUUCUUGUUAUCCUGGGAUUAGAUAAUUCUGGAAAAACAACAAUAUCUCUCAGCAUAAAGGGUGUCUCCAGUGACUUAGUUACUCCAACUAUUGGCUUUGAUCGUAUUGAAUUUGCUAUCGAUAGCUUUUAUAUCAACCUUUAUGAUUUGGGUGGUGGUCGUACAAUACGUGAUAUUUGGGAAACAUAUUUUGCUGAAGUCUAUGGUGUUAUAUUCGUGAUUGAUUCAAGUACACCAGAGAGAUUAGAAGAAUGUCACGAAGUAUUAGUUAAUGUUCUUUCUCAUCCUUGUAUAUCCGGUAAGCCGAUUCUUUUACUAGCAAACAAGAGAGAUAUUAAAGGUGCGUUAGAUGAGUCGGAGCUGAUAGCAGCACUCCAGCUGGAUGAUCUCGUCAAUGAAUAUAAAUGCCCUUGUCGCCUGGAGCAUUGUUGUGCUUUGUUACUGCCUAAUCAAAAGUUGGAUAAAGCGAUUCGUGACGGCUUGAAAUGGCUUCUUGCUUAUAUUCAGUCAGAUUUGAUAAACAUUCAAUCACGGGUUGAUGCUGAUGUUGAUAGACAAACAAGACAACAAGCAGAAGAACGCGCGGCUAGAAAAGAAAGAGUUCGAUUGGCUAGAGAGGAGAGAGAACGUUUGGGAAGACUAUGCAAUCAACACAGCAACAAUACGUUCACAGGAGAUAUCCUAGACGAUUUAGGUGAAAAUCCAAAUGAAAUAAUCAACCAACAAUUAACAGUAAAAACGGAUAAUACAUGUACGAUUUCCAAUAUUUUUGAAAAUAACUUGUGUAGUGACAGUCCUAAAUAUGAAGAAUCUACUAAUUUACCAGAACUUAACCAAUGUAAUUAUAUUAAAUCUAUGCAGAUCAAUCCAUUAGCAUCUGAUGAGAAAAAUCAUUCUUUGGCCUGUUCACAGCUGAAUUCACGUGAUCUAUUACAUCAAAUAAAGUUAGCUUGUAGUAUUGAUCUGGAAUUCCAAUAUGAAAAAUUGAGUUUGGAUAGCUACCAUGGUUUUGAGAAAGAGGGCUUAUUCAUUGAUUUAGAAAAAGAGCUGCAUAUUAGUGUUGAUGAUUCGAAAGAAAAUAAUAAUACUCGUACUAUAGUUGAAAAAAAUGAUGAAGUAUCAAGAGAGUUUUCAUUGUCUCCUUCGGUGUCCAAUGGUCAAAAGAAAGACGUGAAAUUACAACCUGAAGUCACGGAAAUGGAUAUGUCGAAAACCAAACUCCAGUGUGAUAAAGAUUAUUCGAUUCCUCAAACAGCGAAUGGUAGUGCUCGUUGUGUUAAUAGGACACCAACUGUUAUCCAUUCGUUAUAUGAGAAAAAUAGUUCUUCAGUUAAAAAAUCUGUUCACCAAUUCUAUGUAUAGCGAAGUUUUGUUUUGAAUGGUGUUUUACGAGAACCAUAGAUGAAUGAAGCAUAUACAGCUGCGAAUAAGAUUUUUACGGAGUUGAGAAUGAUUCACAUUUCUGGUGACCUUUUGUCAGUGAUCUCAUGAAAAUUACCAUGCGAUCAUUCAUUAUUUAAACAUUUUCCCAUGUAUUUUUGACAACUCAAAUUUUCUAGUCGUUUAAUGUUCGAACAAAUUUGUUUGAGAAAGUUGAUCAGAGAGACAAAAAUUCCAGUCUAUCCGAAACUGGGACAUUAUCAAAAUUAACUAAAGGACCUUCAUCACUGGCACGCAUUUUUGUGUCGAAUUUCAAUAAACUACAUCCAAUCACAGAUCAGAAACCAGAAGGCUCAAUGUCAUCUAUAUCUCAAUUUUUUACAUCGGAAGCCAGAAAUAAUUCAAACAAAUUCUAUAAAACCUCUGUUUCUAAUUCUAAUCUAAAAUCGUCAAACUGAGUGUACGAAGGUAUAUGUAACUGUUUUUAUUAAUUAGGACACAAACAUCGCUUAUGUCACUUAUCCUUAUUCAACUAUUUAUAAAAUAAUUUUCCUUCUCGACGUGAUUUAUUAUCAGUAGAGAAGUGUGUUCAGUGUUUGAAAUCCACAUUUUAAUAAAAUGGAAUGCAAAAGCAUUUG
Molecule: messenger RNA, 2415 nt
Organism: Schistosoma rodhaini
Lineage: Eukaryota; Metazoa; Platyhelminthes; Trematoda; Strigeidida; Schistosomatidae
Source: the annotation of a GenBank genome assembly